AUGUGCAUCAGCAUCUUCGUCGACUGGGUGUACUCGCAGAGGCUUCCAAAGAACGACUCCGAGUGGUGCGAUGAGGAGGACCAAGACAUGAGUUUAGGCAAGGCACAACUUGCACGUACCAAAGCUCUUGUUUUUGGCGAUCGCAUUCUCUCUCUAGUGUUCUACAAAAGGGUUCGCGAUAGCUUGUUCGAACACAUUAUUGCGAAGGCUGUAUUCUACGGAGCUGUGAUCCAUGGAUUUGCUAAUCUCCCCAACGAUCACGCGAUCCUCGAUCUCUUUGUGGAGAUGCAUUGCCGGGGUUUUGGGGAUACAAGUGACUCUGCUAAGAACGGUGAAAUCGAGCUUCGAGCCAGUCUGCCACACGAUUUCCUCAUGCGCGCCAUCAUUCGUUACAGUCAAAUCGUCGAGUCAGGGCUACCGGAGGACGACCCUAAGCCGUGCGAUUAUCACGGUCAUGCGGAUGAAAAUGAGAGGAAGCAGUGCCAGGCGGAGGUGGACAAGAACUAA
This is a messenger RNA of Alternaria incomplexa, 507 nucleotides long. RefSeq lists its product as uncharacterized. Lineage: Eukaryota; Fungi; Ascomycota; Dothideomycetes; Pleosporales; Pleosporaceae. The transcript has 2 exons. Bases 1 to 507 code for a protein of 168 amino acids. The record is from RefSeq and is a predicted model, not a curated record.